This is a messenger RNA of Thalassophryne amazonica, 2455 nucleotides long. It is a transcript of the gene pick1, whose product is annotated as protein interacting with prkca 1. The record is from RefSeq and is a predicted model, not a curated record. Gene Ontology annotation, cellular component: trans-Golgi network membrane; postsynaptic density; synaptic vesicle. NCBI's taxonomy places the organism in Eukaryota, Metazoa, Chordata, Actinopteri, Batrachoidiformes, Batrachoididae. Gene Ontology annotation, biological process: dendritic spine maintenance; intracellular protein transport; regulation of Arp2/3 complex-mediated actin nucleation. Gene Ontology annotation, molecular function: protein kinase C binding; phospholipid binding; protein domain specific binding.
GAAGAAGUGACGUCAAAAGUAAACAGAUGAGUUGUCAGUGGACAUUAAUUUUGACUAAAGGAGGGGAUGGUUUAAAAUUAAAUACUUAUUUUUAUGUACAUUAAGAGACAUAAAAAAAAACAGGUGCUAAUUCAAAUAACGUUAAAGUGACCGUGUUCCGCGAUGUUCACAGACAUGGAGUACGAUUUAGAGGAGGACAGAUUGGGGAUACCGACAGUACCUGGUACUGUGAAUUUGAAGAAAGAUGCUAACAACCUUAUUGGGAUCAGCAUUGGGGGUGGUUCGCAGUACUGUCCUUGUCUUUAUAUUGUACAGGUGUUUGAUAACACUCCAGCAGCUCUGGAAGGAACUCUGGCAGCAGGUGAUGAAAUCACAGGAGUGAAUGGCAAACCAGUGAAGGGAAAAACUAAAGUGGAAGUGGCCAAGAUGAUUCAGGCAGUCCAGGGAGAAGCAACAAUCCAUUACAAUAAACUGCAGGCAGACCCAAAGCAAGGGAAAUCUCUGGAUAUAGUCCUGAAAAAAGUGAAGCAUCGCCUGGGAAAUAUGAGCUCUGGCACAGCAGACGCUCUUGGACUCAGCAGAGCUAUUCUAUGCAAUGAUGGACUGGUUAAGAGACUGGAAGAACUGGAGAAAACAGCGGAGCUUUAUAGAGGGUUAAUGGAGCACAAGAGGCUGCUCAGGGCUUUCUUUGAGCUGUCUCAGACUCACAGAGCCUUUGGUGAUGUUUUUUCUGUCAUCGGGGUGCGAGAGCCCCAGGCGGGAGCCAGCGAGGCCUUUGUGAAGUUCGCUGAUGCUCAUCGCAACAUUGAGAAAUAUGGAAUUCAACUGCUGAAGACCAUCAAACCUAUGCUCCAUGAUCUGAACACGUAUCUCCACAAGGCCAUACCAGACACAAAGCUCACCAUCCGCAAGUACCUGGACGUCAAGUUUGAGUAUCUAUCAUACUGUUUGAAGGUGAAGGAGAUGGACGAUGAAGAAUAUGGGAGUAUUUUUUUUUUUUUUUUACAUAACCCACUUUUCCACCAGCCACCAGUUGAUUCCUGUCCUCUUUCCUUCUCUCCAGUCCAGGACAUCGUGUUCCAGCUGCAGCGUUUUGUAUCAGGCAUGUCACGCUACUAUGAUGAGUGCUACGCAGUCCUGAAGGAGGCUGACGUUUUCCCCAUCGAAGUGGACCUGUCCCGCACCACCAUCAACUACAGCAGUCAGCCGUACACCUACACUGAUGAAGACGAGGAUGAGGAGGGCCACGGUGGAGACGAUGGAAGUAGCCAGAUCAGACAAGAAGAGAACGGCGCUGAGAAGCUGAUUGAUGACGAAUGAGAGUUUGAAGUGUGUGCUGGUGAUUUUGUGCAAGUCAAAUCUACACCUGAACCAUCUUUCAUAUCAGUGAUCGAAGCAAAGUUUUUAUAUAGCUAGAUAGAGAGAGAGAGGGCGAACAGAUGAAAUAACUGGAAAAGUUGCUACAGGAGUGUAAAUUGUCCGUUUGGAGUCUUUUUUUUUUUUUUUCUUCAGUGGUAUCGAGUGUACAGUUAAAAUUAGUGCCUGUGGUGGAGGUGUAAUGCUGCCUCCCAGGUGCAGCAGGGUGUCAGAAUUUUCAUGGUUCAAGUUCCCACAUCAGAGCGUUCCAGCUCCCCAACACCAAAUGUAAGCAAGAAAAAUGGCUGCAUGAGUAAAAAUAUUAACGUUCCUGAAUUAAUGUCUAUACUAACUCACUGGUCACUUUAUAGGUACACACUGUAAUCCAUUUACACCAACACAGGCAACACAUUUUGACAUCAAUUUGCACACAUAGACCAGGUAGCUGAGUGACAAGAAGCUGGCCUGCUAAUAUGUGCAGACUGUGUUCAAAUCCUACUCAUGUUACCUGUUUGUGUCCUGGCACAAGACACAUGGUCUCAGUCCACCCAGGUGUAAAUGGGUACGGGCCUCAGGCAGGAAAGUGACCUGUCUUAUUUCUUCUGCACACAUAACCUCUAUAAUAUUAUUUUACAGUACAUUUUAUGUUAGUGCAGAAAAGCACAUUUUUUGGCUGAUGGUUUAUUAAUAACAUUGACCUCAUGACUGCUGCUGUGUUGAGUAACACAAUGAAUACAGUGCAGAUGGAUCUGGCUUGAGGUUUCCCAUUGGAGCUCUGACUUCAAUUCACCACUUCCACAAAAUUGUGACAAUAUACAUUCUGGAUCAAAAAAACAUUGUGAUAUUAAUUGAAAUAAUAAUCAUUUGAUCAGAAAUUAAUAGGAAAUUCCUCAGUACUGCAGCAUGCAGUGCUCUCUCAUAGUGUGUACAAUAAAUACAGUGGAAGACAAUUGUACAUUCAGUACUGUUCUAACAGAGUUUUUUUGUUAAAUGGGGUGAAGGAUAAAGUUCAGGUCCAAAAUAUUGUGAGGAUAUUGAAGCAUUACACUGCUGCUCUGUGGUUAUUAUUGUCCCAUAACUUACUAUUGAUUCUCAAAAA